Molecule: messenger RNA, 1428 nt
Organism: Trypanosoma cruzi
Lineage: Eukaryota; Euglenozoa; Kinetoplastea; Trypanosomatida; Trypanosomatidae
Product: trans-sialidase, putative
Exons: 1
Source: RefSeq, a predicted model, not a curated record
GUGUCCAUCGACGGUGAGCCGAAGGGAGAUACCCCCAUUCCAUUGUUGGGUGUGAGGCUGAGUGAAACCGACAGCCCGCUGUUUUUUGGUCUUUCGUACACCCACGACAAAAAGUGGAGGGUGGCAUUCAACGGCAGUUUUAAGGCACCGUCGCAUGAUGACGAUGUCGAAUGGAAACCAAACACGAAAUAUCAUGUGGCACUGCAUAUGGAUUCUGAUGAUGGGUUGAUGGUGUACGUGGAUGGAGAGACGAUAUACGACAGCGAAGAUGAGGUCUAUGGACACGAGGACGAUGAGGAUUAUGAGAGCUUUCCUCAAAAGUUAAAAACGCUGUUGAGGCCCCACGGCAUCUCGCACUUCUACAUUGGCGGGGACGGCAAAAGCGAAUCGGGCAACAUUGAUGUGACGGUGAGCAACGUCCUGCUGUACAACCGCGCAUUGAAAGAUGAUGAACUUAAAGCGCUAACGAAGGCGGACGCUGUUGGCACUCCAGAGGCGAAUGUUCCGUCUUUGAAGGGUGCGCCUCAAAGCACUCAUGCGAGUGAAACUCUUAUUCAACCUGACAGUGAGACUUCUGUCAUAAAAGAAGUGAAGCAAGACGCCACGUCAUCACAGCAGAGACAAGACGCACCAGAUCGGCCACCAGAAGAGAAAAAUAAAAAGGCCGCUGCUUCGGUCACGUAUUCUGACAGCCAUGCCGUGGCCGACACAAAGAGGAGGGAGGAGCAGAUGGAGAAAGCGGCAACCGAUGUUGAUGACCUGCCGCCCCCCUUGUCUCCAGCACCGGAGGCAGCCAACGGCCACAAAUCACCCGAUGCCGAGGAUGCUCUCGGCGUGGAGCACCCUGAACAGGAGGAAGAGUCGUUGCUGCCCAUCGUGGCUGGAUCGACGGUGGAUGAGACGAGUGAAACGGAUGAGGCCAUUCUGCAGAGUCGAACCUCUGACGAUCCGGCGCAGCAAACCACUUUACCUCUUGUUUCAGAGGGCGUGGACGACGAGCCGUCUUCUCUCUCCACGUCCACCAGCAAUCAACGCAGCGACCGCGAAGAGAAGGAGGCGCACUCCCAUGCUGCCGUGGGCACGAACAGCGGCCCCGACUCAUCCAACACCACUGAAGUGACGACUGCGGAUGUUACAACAGCCACCAUUGAGCCCAACAGCGAUCCAACAACUGUUCAACGCGAAGAUGACGUGCCGGAUUACGUUGGUGCUGCACCGAAUCAUCCGAGCACAGAGCCUGGGGAAAGAGAUAUCCAAUCGGAGUCCAACGCAGCGCCGCUCUUGGGCAAUGACCUUUUUGAUGUGGAGAAUAUCACCGACUUGUUUUCUGUGGGUGUGAAGGGUGACAGCACCGUGCAGGGUUGUGUAUCUCGGGUGCUAUUAUUGCUGCUGCUUCUGGGGCUGUGGGGCACUGUGGCUCUCUGCUGA